AUACACCUACAUGCGUCAUCCUAAUUUUUAUUUUUACAUAUAUAGACCAAAGGUCAUGAGUAAUAUUUUUUAACUGAACCCUUAAAAUUAAAUCAUGCUGAAGAUGUUGAGGUGUGAUACAAUGUACGUGACCAUUUUAUUGGAUAUCAAUAUUGCUGUGGAUUGGCUAUGGGUAAAUAAUACCAUAAUUUUCAAUGUCUCUUUUCACACACAUCACAAUUACGCCUUGCAUUCAUUUACAUAGAAUCCCGUACGUGAUAUGCUCAUACAUACGCCACACAAUUAAGUACGUAGAAAAUGCUGCAUAUUGCACAACAAUGCCCAAACUGGUCAAGUACCUUACCUUGUAUUUCAUUGUUAUGCGUGGAAAUAAAUAGAUUGGUAUUAGAGAGACUAAAAAGGCGAAAUUGAAUGUGAGAUAAUUUACGCGUUUUCACAACAAACAAAACAUUGUCAGAGUCCACGUUUGAGACAAAAGUGAUUACAAUCAUCGCCAAGCACCUCAGUUCAAUUUUUGUAUUCCGUUCGGAUUCAGGUUUAUCUACCAGUAAUUUGUCUUGUCCGUAUAAAAUGGCUUAACGGUUCAGUAAAUUCUACCCUCCAGAGUUGACUUAUUUCUUAUUUCUAAAUUAUUAAAUAUUCGUCGUGAAAUAGUGAAAAAUAAAUAUGAAAGCUUUAAGGAAAGUUUGUCGUGGUGGAGUUUUAUUAAGUUGUUGUCUUAUUCAGUCAGUAUUAAUCAGGGUGGAUGCGUUGCCUCAAUGGGUGUGGAACAAAGAGGUGGUUGACAGCAACAGGGUCGGUGGAACUAGUCAAACGUUCUUUUCUGAACAGUCUUCUAAAUUUCCAAUCUCUUCUGAACCCGAUCCUCCAAAAUCCAACAUAAGGAUUGUGGAUGGAACUCCACGCCUAAUUCCAAGUGUUAUAAGUGCAGUAUCUAAUUCUCUUCAAGGUGGAGGCGGAGGGGGUGGAAACGGAAUUGGUGGCUUGUUUGGAGCAGUCCUUCAAUCUAUUCCUCAGUUGGCAACACAAGCAAUUGGUGGAAUUUUAAGUAAUCGACCAACAAUAACCCUUCCUGGCAAAGCCCCUGACUAUGAUUCUGGAUCUGGUGGGAAUUCGGGGGGAUCAGGGUCAGAUUCGUCAAAUUCGCAAGGAACUGGGUCAUGUAAAUGCAUUGAUGCUGGAUCAUGUUUCUUGCCAAGCAAAGCCGGGGGAAGCUGCGGAGGUGGACGAGUGCAAUGCUGUUCUGGAACACGAACAGUGUUCCCUGAUGAAAGUAGCUCAUUCUUAUCCGGUACAAAAACCACGAGAAAUGAACGAACUGUCACCCAACGUGAAAUUCGUCGUGGACUUUUACAACAAAUAUUGAAAGGUUCAGGAUCUUUAGUGGAUGACACAUUGGAUCUGAUUCUUACUCCCUAUUUGUCAAAAGAUGAUCAGCAAAGAAUUGCCACCCGGGUUGUCGCCGACGAGUAAAAAAUGGUGCAUUUUAAAGCUUAUUUAAUAUUAUAAAUACUAUUUAAAAGAAACAGACUUGUUCAAGAAAAGUAAUAAUGUGUCCUACACUUUUGUGAGUCUUUUUCUUGUUAUUCUGUUGUCGUGUACUGAUGAAUUCUUAUGGGCACAAAAACUCGAUAGAAAAACGUUUACCAACAGAAGCGAUACAUUUAUCAUGUUGACAUUUAUCUAUUCUAAUUAAUGUCCAAACUUCCACGGUUGAUGGUCAAUUAAACUUGAGACUUUUCACAAAAACAAUCAUUUCUUUCACUUUCACGUAUUAAAACUUCUCAGUAACUUAGAAUGUGAGAAAUGUGGUUCAUUUUGUGAUGAUGAGAUAUGUAGUAUCAGAUAUGUACUUUAGAGAUGCAAUUAAAACUAAUUAUUUCUAAGAUUAUUUAUAUAUACGGAAGCAUUUUCUACAAACACUACUUUAAAUGAAAUAUAAAAUGUAGCCUUACCGAUUGUUGUAACUAUAAUUGUAACAUGAAUAUUACAAUAAAUUAGAAGUCACUAUAAACUGCAAA
Folsomia candida is the source of this 2021-nucleotide messenger RNA. RefSeq lists its product as uncharacterized. NCBI's taxonomy places the organism in Eukaryota, Metazoa, Arthropoda, Collembola, Entomobryomorpha, Isotomidae. The transcript is spliced from 4 exons. The record is from RefSeq and is a predicted model, not a curated record. Bases 667 to 1473 code for a protein of 268 amino acids.